GGCCGGGCGCGGGGCCACAGUGUCACUGGUGCGGUCGUCAGGGAAGCCACGCGUCAGUGCAGCUCUGGUGUGCGUCAUCACGUGUCAGUGCGGUGUUAGUGAGGUCGUGGCGGUGGUCGCGAGAGCAGCGUCGCGCGAGCGGAGUGCGAGGCGGAGCGGCGAGGCGGCACGAGUGUGGAGAACGAGAGUCGGGCGAACACUGUGCGAGGGAGGAGGAGGUGUAAACACUCGGGCGGUGUUGGUUGGGCGGCGGUGUUUACAUGAUGACGGUGGCGGAGGCGGAGUUGGUGCGGCGUGCGGCGGAGAAGGGCCGGAGCGCAUCAUUUUGCGCUCCCUCCCAGCCGCUGUCCGCCCUCCACUCCGCGCACUCCUCGUCAGAUAUCCACAUGGAUGCCCGAGCCCACGCGGCGGCCUUCGUCCAGGCUCAGCAGCAGGCAUCCUCCAGCCCGAGGGCGAGGCUGAAGGCGUCGCAGGCGGCGCGGCGCUCGCAGUCCUGCCGCGUGCAGGGCUCGCGGCCGCCCCGCGUGCGCCGCAGGGAGUCCCCGAGGGGCUCCGAGGUCGGCGUCGAGCUCGACGAGGACGCGAGCGCCUCCUUCGCGGGCGCCGACAGGACGGGCGGUGAGGCCUCCUACAACCCCUUCCUCCGCAAGGUGCCCUCCUGCGGCCGGCUGGUCACCCUCACGCCCGACGGCGGCGGCAGCGGCGAGGAUGCCGAAGACUCGCCCGUGCUACGCCGAUCAGCGUCCGCCCGCCGCCCGCGCCCGCCCACAGCCUCUUCCCCCAGCCACUCCCCCACGCCCACGCGAGUGACCCGUCCAGCACAGAAGAGCCGAUCGACGGUGAAGAGGAGCUCGGCCAACGCGGGCUCCCGGCGCGGGGGCGCGGCGGCCGGCGCCGGAUACCUCGACGUCAAGCCCUCGGGCUCCAACGAGUGCCUCGACCCCGACGCCUACCUGCUCAGGACCUUCUCGACCACCAACAAAGCAGGUUGGCACCCCCGACAGCGAGACGGGUGCCGAGUCUACCAUCUACCGCGUGGCCAUCGUGGGUGCCACAGGGGUAGGCAAGACGGCACUCAUACACCAGUUUCGCACGUCAGAGUGUAUCAACGCCUAUGACUGUAACCCGAGUGAGUAUGACCCAGCCAGUCAGAUACCCUCCGACGAGUCCGAGCAGGUGGUGUCCAUCAUGUUAAAUAACAUCGAGUCGGAAAUCGUUUUCGUCAACGUGGCAACACCGAAGGAUUUGCAGAACGAAGUGUCUCGGAAAUCUCCCCCCGAUGGCUGGCUGGUCAUGUACAGCAUCACAGACAAGGCUUCAUUCCAGCGCGCGGGGGAGGAGCUGGCCAAACUCCACAGCCUCUCUCUGCUUCGAGGACGAGCUGUCAUCCUCGCGGCCAACAAGUGCGAGCUGGUCCGUUCGAGAGCUGUGACUGUGGAUGAUGGGCGUGACCUUGCCUGCAGCUACGGAGGCAAGUUCAUGGAGAUCAGCGUAGGGAUGAAUCACAAGUGCGAUGACCUGCUAGUGGGCAUCCUCAAUCAGCUACGUCUGAAGGGGGAGGUCGAGGUCAACAAUGAGGAGGAGGCGCCCAAGGAGAAGAGCUGGACCAGGAACCGCAGUUUGAUGAGAGCCUCCAUGAAGGCCAAACGGGUUAUUAACAGGAUUAUGGGGAAGACAGAAACCAAAUACAAGAAUUGCGAGGACUUCCAGAGCUAGGGUUGUGGCAGACUUCAUUUUAGAUACUUUUUGGCUCUAUCAAGGAGCCAGACGGAUUAUUUCAUACUUCAGGAGGAUCCAAAGAGUGACCACAUUACUGGGGAAGCUACUCAUCACCAGAGCCACUUGAGCCACCUGAACACUGUAACUUGAACAUCAUUAUCUAUUUUGAAAACCUGUUCAGACUUUUUAUUAAGUAAUUGAAAAGAAGGAAAGAUUUGUUCUCAUUCAUGACUUCUUUUGUGUAUAUAUUCAAAAGAAAGAAUCAAGAAUGAAGGAACAUGUACCCAUUGAUGACACCUUUUAUGCAUCUUUUCAGAAGAAAAUUGAAAGAUUUUGUUCACAUUCAUAUAGUUUUUAUGGUGCACUAUUAUAUCUUCUUAUCCUGGAUUUCUGUAAAAGAGUUGCCAACUUCUGUUAACUGCAUUACAGGUACUAUUCAUUACAUUCAGAGAGACAUUACAUGUAAUAUCAAAAUGAAUGGGCUUUACACUGAAAAAAUCUUUGUGCCUAGAAAAUAUUUAUCAAGAAAUACAUAUACAUUAAUGCAUAUCAUUAUUUACUAAUUGCCAGCAAUUCAAAAAGUUUCACAUAUUGCCAUACAGAUUAGGCUGAUAAAGCACAUAACCUCUAUUGUUUCAAACAUCAACACAGGAUAUAGUCACUACCAUAUUCUAGCUAAGGAACUUAUAAACAGGAUACCAGGCUGUAUAAUUUUGUGCAGCAUAUAUGAAUCUGAAAAGAAAUGAGAACCUACAUUUUCUGGUACAUGCUGAUUAUUUAGUAGCAUUACUUAUAAUUGCAUAGUGAAUAGAAUAAUCAUAGUGAAGGUCUUUGCACCUCAGAGAUGUUUUAAUCAGUUACAUAUUGAACAUAUAUAAUUCACAAUACUAUGUGAGUUAUAUGAAAGUAGUAAACAUAUCAAUAUGGUUUUAUUAGUAUGAUUAUUAUCAUUAUUUCAUUAGUGGCAGCAUAAUGCUAUGGACAGCAAAGAUAUGAUGGAAUAACUGAAAAUAUGAUAAUUCUGGAAAGGCCUUGUAUUAGUUUCCAGAUUAAAGACGUGAUUUCAGCUGGGCAUCAAGGCAACUGGUGUUACAGGUAUGUUUACAUUAAUAACAAAGAUCAUCAACUUGUGUCAGGUGUAUCAGAGUGGGAACAUAAAAUGUAUGCUUGUCUGUAG
This is a messenger RNA of Penaeus vannamei (Pacific white shrimp), 2896 nucleotides long. NCBI's taxonomy places the organism in Eukaryota, Metazoa, Arthropoda, Malacostraca, Decapoda, Penaeidae. The record is from RefSeq and is a predicted model, not a curated record.